This is a messenger RNA of Olea europaea var. sylvestris, 1579 nucleotides long. RefSeq names its product deoxynucleoside triphosphate triphosphohydrolase SAMHD1 homolog. NCBI's taxonomy places the organism in Eukaryota, Viridiplantae, Streptophyta, Magnoliopsida, Lamiales, Oleaceae. The record is from RefSeq and is a predicted model, not a curated record. The coding region runs from base 296 to 1534 and encodes 412 amino acids. The transcript is spliced from 17 exons. Gene Ontology annotation, biological process: dGTP catabolic process. Gene Ontology annotation, cellular component: nucleus. Gene Ontology annotation, molecular function: dGTPase activity.
UCUGAAUUGAUAGCAUUCAAUGAAGUAAAUAAAUGACCAAAGUUGUUUGUAUGGCCGGAUAGAACUUGGGCUGAAAAAUGAGAUAGUAAGAUGGAUGUGAAGCCAUACAAGAGUAAAUAAGAUCGGAAAUGAGAAUACACCUACAUAUAGAAGUGGCACUAGUUGAUAAUAAUUUAGGUGAAUGACCUUGGUAGUUGGGGCAUAUCUUGUAUAGGCUUACCAAAAAUAAUAUUGCUUGAUGUGGUAGAGAAAUUGGAACAAAGAAGUGGCGAAAAAGGAUUUAUGUUUAACAUACAUGGUUUAUCCAGGGGCUGUGCAUUCUCGGUUUGAGCAUUCAGUUGGUGUCUAUUGGCUGGCUAGUGAAGCUAUACACAGAUUGAAGACCUAUCAAGGAUUAGAACUUGGUAUUGAACGCUGUGACAUACAAACAGUAAAACUUGCUGGUCUACUACACGAUGUGGGUCAUGGGCCAUUCAGCCACAUGUUUGAGCGCGAGUUUCUACCCCGGGUUCUCAAUGGCCUAAAAUGGUCUCAUGAAGAAAUGUCUUUGAAGAUGAUAGACUACAUUAUUGAUGAACACAAUAUAGAGAUUGAUUCUGAAAGUCUUAAGAAAGUCAAGGAAAUGAUAAUUGCUUCUGAAAAUUCUACAUCGAAAAGCUCCAACGAAAAACAUUUCUUGUAUGACAUUGUUGCUAAUGGGCGUAAUGGAAUUGAUGUGGACAAAUUUGACUACAUUGUCCGUGACUCCAGGGCUUGUGGUCUUGGCUGCAAUUUUCAGUUUCAGAGGGUUUUAGAAACUAUGCGAGUCAUAGAUGAUGAGAUAUGUUACCGUGCUAAGGAAUAUCUUACAAUCCACAAAUUAUUUGCUGCUCGGGCAGAUUUGCAUCGGACAGUGUAUACGCAUGCAAAAGUGAAGGCUAUAGAACUCAUGUUCGUUGAUGCCAUGACAAAAGCAAAUGAUUAUCUGCAAAUUGCAUCAUACAUUGAUGAUCCAGCUCAAUACUGGAAGUUAGACGACACAAUAAUGAAAACCAUUGAAACUUCUUCCCAUCAAGAGCUGAAGGAAUCUAGAGACCUAAUUCUUCGCAUACGGAGAAGGGAUCUUUACCAGUUCUGUAACGAGUUCGCUGUUCCAAAGGACAAGCUGGAGCACUUCAAAAAUGUUACUCCUCAAGAUAUAAUUUGUUCACAGAAUUCUAGUCGCCCUGCAUUGCGGGAGGAUGAUAUUGCGGUGAGCAAUGUCAAAAUUGAUCUUACUCGUGGAAGGAAGAAUCCACUUGAAAGCAUCAACUUUUUCCAGGAUUACGAGAGCACUGAAAAAUUCAGCAUUACAGAGGAUCAGAUCAGUCAUUUGCUGCCUGCAUGUUGCCAAGAUAUGAUAGUUCGAGUUUAUUCCAAGAAGCCCGACCUAGUGGAAGCAAUAUCUGAGGCCUUUGAGAAUUUUCAAAUGAAGACAUACGGGAUGAAAACUCAAGUGCACUCGACUCCAGAGAAGAAGAAACGCCCCAGGUAUAACAAACCUGCAGUGUUUUAGCUGUAUUAAUCCAUCUACAGAUCUACUUCAAACUUGUGUGUCACG